Messenger RNA from Glarea lozoyensis ATCC 20868, 2610 nucleotides. Its product is annotated as ARM repeat-containing protein. The record is from RefSeq and is a predicted model, not a curated record. Bases 1 to 2610 code for a protein of 869 amino acids. NCBI's taxonomy places the organism in Eukaryota, Fungi, Ascomycota, Leotiomycetes, Helotiales, Helotiaceae. Gene Ontology annotation, molecular function: nuclear import signal receptor activity; small GTPase binding. Gene Ontology annotation, biological process: protein import into nucleus. Gene Ontology annotation, cellular component: cytoplasm; nucleus. The transcript is spliced from 7 exons.
AUGGAUGUCAAUUCGGUGCUUCUCAACACAUUCUCCGCAGAUGCGACGACACGAAACAACGCAGAACAGCAACUCACACAAGCUGCCGAGUCGAACUUCGCUGAAUACCUCGUAAUACUCGUACAACAACUUGCGAACGAGGAGGCACAGGGUCCUGUUCGCGCUGCUGCUGGCAUUGCGCUCAAGAACGCCUUCACCGCACGCGAAUUUGCCCGAUUACACGAUUUGCAAGAGAAAUGGCUGCAGCAGGACGCGGAAACGAAGAAGAGAGUCAAGAACUUGACCCUCGGAGCUCUCGCCAGCAGCAACAGUCAAGCUGGGCAAGCGGCUGCUCAAGUGGUUGCUGCUGUGGCAGCUAUCGAAAUUCCACGAGACCAGUGGCCAGAGCUUAUGCCUACAUUGGUGCGAAAUGUUGGCGAGGGCGGUGAUCAUCUCAAGCAGACUUCGUUAACCACGAUCGGAUUUAUCUGCGAGAGUCAGGACGCCGAAUUGCGAAGCAGUCUCAUUCAACACUCCAAUGCCAUCUUGACUGCGGUCGUCCAGGGCGCCAGAAAGGAGGAGCCAAACGCAGAAGUGCGGCUUGCCGCCAUCUAUGCGCUUGGGGACUCUCUCGAAUUCGUAGACAGCAACUUCAGAAAUGAAGGUGAGCGGAAUUACAUCAUGCAGGUCAUCUGCGAAGCUACACAAGCACCGGACACCAGAAUACAACAGGGCGCGUUUGGAUGUUUGAAUAGGAUUAUGUCGUUGUACUAUGAGCUCAUGCGCUUCUACAUGGAGAAGGCGCUCUUUGGCCUCACAAUCAUGGGCAUGAAAAGCGACGAAGAGGACGUUGCCAAGCUUGCGGUAGAAUUCUGGAGUACCGUGUGUGAGGAGGAAAUUGCAAUUGAAGAUGACAAUGCACAGAUUGAGAAUCCUGAUGAGCUGCGACAGAUUUUCCACUUUUCCAACGUCGCUACUAACGAGGUGGUUCCAGUUCUUCUCACACUAUUGACCAAACAAGACGAGGACGCUGCAGAUGAUGAGUACAAUCUUUCCAGAGCUGCCUACCAAUGUCUUCAACUUUACGCCCAGGCAGUUGCCGGUUCCAUCAUCUCUCCCGUAUUAGCUUUCGUCGAGGCAAAUCUUAGACACGAAGAUUGGCACAACAGAGAUGCUGCGGUUUCCGCUUUUGGCGCAAUCAUGGAGGGCCCAGAUGACAAGACUAUCGAGCCCAUCGUCAAGCAAGCUCUUCCAGUCAUCAUCAGUAUGAUGGACGACAAAGUAAUCCAUGUUACCGACUCUACCGCAUAUGCUCUUGGCCGCAUCACAGAAGCUUGCUCCGAGGCUAUUGACCCUGUGGCCCAUCUACCAAAGUUGAUCGCCUCUCUCUUUGGUGGCCUUGUCAGUAGUCCAAAAAUGGCAGGGUCAUGCUGUUGGGCUUUAAUGAAUCUUGCGGAGAGGUUCUCUGGUGAAAUUGGCUGCGAAGAAAAUGCCUUAACUCCACAUUUCAACGAGAGCAUCACACGCCUUCUCCAAGUCACCGAACGCGGUGAUGCAGACAACCAACUUCGAACAGCAGCCUACGAAGUCCUCAACACUUUUGUUCAAAAUGCUGCCAACCAAAGCCUGGGGUCCGUUGCUUCGCUUUCAGACGUCAUAAUCAAGCGCCUCGAAAGUACGAUACCUCUGCAAGCACAAGUCGUUAGCGUCGAAGACAAGAUUACUCUGGAAGAAAUGCAGACCAGUCUUUGCACGGUUUUGUUGGCAAUCAUCCAGCGCCUGGAGAAAGAGAUUGCACCCCAAGCAAAUCGCAUCAUGACGGUCCUGCUACAGAUACUUACGAAUUCUGGACCUAAAUCUAGCGUGCCUGACGCUGUUUUUGCCACUGUUAGCUCUUUGGCAAACGCUCUGGAGGAGGAGUUCUCCCCGUACAUGGAGGCUUUCUCACCAUUUCUCUACAACGCUCUUGGUAACCAAGAAGAACCAGCACUUUGUUCCAUGGCAAUUGGUCUUGUUAGCGACAUCACUCGCUCCCUGGGUCCACUAUGCCAGCCAUAUUGUGAUACAUUUAUGAACUAUUUAUUGAAUAAUCUACGGAGUACCGCGCUCGCAAACCAAUUCAAGCCUGCAAUCCUCCAGUGCUUUGGUGAUAUUGCUGGUGCCAUUAGUGGCCACUUCGAAACGUAUCUUUCAGUCGUUGCUCAAGUUCUUCAGCAGGCAGCUGGUGUUCAAGCAAGCCCAGACGGUUCGUAUGAGAUGUUCGACUAUGUCAUCUCGUUGCGCGAGGGUAUCAUGGAUGCGUGGGGCGGAAUUAUCGGUGCCAUGAAAGUCAGCAACAAAACCGCACUUCUGACUCCAUAUGUUGAAUCCGUAUUUACUCUCCUGAAUACCGUUUAUCUUGACCCAAGUCGAAGCGAUGCGUUGAUGAGAUCUUCUAUGGGUGUUAUCGGUGAUCUCUCUGACGCAUUCCCCAAUGGAGAAUUUGCUGGUUUCUAUCGAGCAGAUUGGUUGACUGCGAUGAUCAAGGAUACCAAACAGAAUCGCGAGUUCCAAACACGAACAAUCGAGACCGCCAGAUGGGCACGAGAACAAGUGAAACGUCAGAUCGGGCUAGGCACCCAACAAACCUGA